ACGAUUCUUUGAACAAAAAACUAACUAUAAACAGCCACAGAUAACGCCGAAGCACCCAAAGUACUCUGCAUGUUUUAUUUAUCAAUUUUUACCAUGCUCAAAGCCGAGGGGGUGAAUUGAACAGCGAAAGUGAAAAGACAAAUCAAGAAAUUCCCCCUAAAACAAAUAAAGAAACCAAAAAGAGAAACAACUCCAAGCAACCAAGUAAAAUAAUCCGUUUAGCGGGAAAAGGAUACAGAGUGCAGACCCCUCAAGCGCGAAAGUGUGGAAAGUCGCAGUAAAAGUGGCGGCUGCCGUACUCCCUCUGGUCCUCUUGUAAUGGUGUUAUCACGGAGAAAGUGAAGCGAGAGACAAACGCCACUCAACGAUGGCCAUCUUGGAGUCUUGUUGCUUCUGGAAGAAUGUGCGGAUGGGCAGCUUCGCCUGUGCCAUCUAUACAUUGAUUUACUUUGGCUUCUCGACGUUGAUGUUCCUGUUCUAUGUGGGCGAGGAGCAGGAGUUUCUGUUGGGCCAACGCUCAGAGCCCGCGGGCGAGAGCAUCCUGGAGAAGGGCGAUGUGACUGUAGUGACUGUGAUAUUCAACGUUUUGUUUCUAUUUUGCUCCGUGCUGAUGGUGAUAUCCUCGGGCCUGGUGCUGGUGGGUCUCCGUAGGAACAAGCGUCAAUUGCUGAUACCCUGGAUCUGCUUCAUGCUGGCCGACCUGCUCAUCGAGUGCUCCCACCUGAUACACCUGACCCUCUCCCGCCGCGUCAUAUUCGAUCCGAUUGUGGGCUUCAUCUUCACCAUAGACUUCUUCAUUCUGUGCCUCAAUCUCUACUGUCUGCUGUGUGUCAUUUCCCAGUACCAGGCGUAUCGGACCCAACGAGCGGAGCAGCAGCAGAACCCCACCACAUCGCCUAUUGUGGUAUUCACAGCAGCCGAGAAACUAAGCAAAUCCCAGCAGCAGCAGCAACAGCAACAGCUGCAGCAUCAGGCCCAGCUCCUGGGCGAGGGAACCGGCAAUGGUAAACGGCAGUCGCGCCGUCUGCUGGGUGCCGCCAGUCCCCUGAUCACCUCCCAGCGGUUGACCAAUUUCUCCACCAUUACCGAGGAGGAGGAGCAGCAGUCCCGAGCAGACCACAGCAAUGGUAACCUUUCUGAGUAUCCCGGCUCCAGUGUGGCGCAACCGGAGCUGUACAUGGACUCGGGGAAUGGAGAGCUCCAGGUGGAAAUGCCAAUAAUUACUUUGGAUCCUGUGGCAGUGGCAGCAAUUCAAUACUGAGCUUAGGUAAUGCAAGUAACCCAGAACCCACCCAGGAUACAAUUUAGCCAGCAAUUGCAGGAGGAAUUUUAUUCCGAGCUGAGAUAUUUUUACAAAUGAUUGAGAGGAGACGUGAGGCGAUGCGAUGAGAGAAU
Drosophila obscura is the source of this 1395-nucleotide messenger RNA. RefSeq lists its product as uncharacterized. The transcript has 8 exons. Bases 368 to 1261 code for a protein of 297 amino acids. Lineage: Eukaryota; Metazoa; Arthropoda; Insecta; Diptera; Drosophilidae. The record is from RefSeq and is a predicted model, not a curated record.